AUGCAAACAAACUCUACUCAAUACCGUGCCCAAGCCUGUGCGAUAAAUGUAAUACUGCUCCUAAUCCUGAUGAGUCAGCAAUGCAAUCCCCAGAGAGUGGAGGUGCCAGCUGAAGUAAUCGUUGAUCCCAAAUUUAGUUCUCCAAUUGUGAAUAUGACAGCGCCCGUGGGACGUGAUGCCUUCCUCACAUGCGUCGUUCAGGACCUGGGUCCUUACAAGGUAGCGUGGCUGCGGGUCGACACCCAGACAAUCCUCACUAUACAAAAUCAUGUUAUAACGAAAAAUCAACGCAUUGGCAUUGCCAACUCUGAACACAAAACCUGGACAAUGCGCAUUAAGGACAUUAAAGAGUCGGACAAAGGAUGGUACAUGUGCCAAAUCAACACGGACCCGAUGAAAAGCCAAAUGGGCUACCUUGAUGUUGUGGUACCGCCGGAUAUCCUAGAUUAUCCUACGAGCACGGACAUGGUCGUUCGCGAGGGCAGUAACGUGACGCUCAAAUGCGCCGCUACCGGUUCGCCAGAGCCGACAAUUACAUGGCGACGUGAAAGUGGAGUGCCCAUCGAGCUGGCCAGCGGAGAAGAGGUCAUGAGUAUCGAAGGCACUGAUCUAAUAAUUCCGAACGUAAGACGUCACCAUAUGGGGGCCUACCUCUGUAUAGCUUCUAACGGAGUUCCGCCCUCGGUGAGCAAAAGGAUAACGCUCAUUGUGCACUUCCCACCAAUGAUCACUGUACAAAACCAACUUAUUGGAGCUGUAGAGGGAAAAGGAGUUACUUUGGACUGCGAGUCUGAGGCCUUUCCGAAGUCGAUUAAUUACUGGACCAGGGAACGCGGAGAGAUUGUGCCACCAGGUGGCAAAUACUCUGCAAAUGUCACGGAAAUUGGUGGAUAUCGCAAUUCAAUGCGGCUUCACAUAAAUCCCCUUACACAGGCCGAAUUCGGGGCUUAUCGGUGCGUGGCAAAGAAUUCCCUUGGCGAUACGGAUGGUACAAUUAAGCUGUAUAGAAUACCCCCAAAUGCGGUCAACUAUGUGGAGAACUUUGAGGCCAGGCACAAAGGCAAGAAGCGAACGAAAGGCUCGGAGUCCCAUCAUCCGGCAAGGGCCCAGGAGCACAGUGGCGAGGAUACGGAAAAUCCAGGAAAAAGAAAAGCCGAUUUGAGUCUGAGUGCGGAGAGUAUCGACAGCAUUUACGGAUCCUCCGCAGCAGGGACUCGGCGGCAGGACCUCGGCGGUCUGCUCGUCCUGCUCCUGCCAAUGGCAGUGGCCCUAACCAUGGUACUUGCGACGGACGGAGUGAUGAGGAAAACUCAGAUGACACUGCCGCCACAAACACUGACGCAUGUUUGACACAGACGCCGAGUUGACAUGGACAUGGAGUCGACGCUAAAUCUGAACUUGCAGCCGGAUCUGGAGCUCCAGUUGGACCAGAAUCUGCAGUCUGUGGCAGCACAAUGAUGAUUGAGUUUGUCAAUGCCAAACGCUGCUUGGCGCUGAUUUAUGGCUCGUUGCGGCUGCUUUUAGUUAAAGUUUGUCAACGCGGCAUUACAUAUAUCAAUGCCAUGGUUCAGUGCGCAUCUGUAGCCAGUAAGUUAACUAGGCUUCCUAAUUCCCAAUCGCUGUUGGAUUCUAGUUAAGGUUCUAGUUUCGGGCUUCAGUGCAAACCUUGUAAAAUAUCGCAGAUUGCACAUGUACAUAGACGUAUUGCAAGGUUUUUGUAUAACUCUAGCAUGUAAAGAAAUGGCAGUUGGCAUGGGGUUAUGUAUUAUAUAGAGUUUGUAAAAACCAGCUGUGGGCAUAAGGAGUUAUAUUAUAAUACCUUUUCAUUUAUGUUUAUUUAGUUUUCAAAGUCUUCGAAAAAGAAAAAGAAUACUUUAAAAAUUAUUAAGGUAAAAACUACCUUAUACGGUAUACGUAGCUAUAUCGCAAAACUGCAAACCGAAAUAAAUAUCCGCCAAAAGCUUAACAGCUUUAAUGUAUAAACACAAUGUAUGUAUUAAUUAGCUCAGCAAAUGGCUGUGUUUCUCAAAAACUUUAACCUUUAAAAAUGCUAAAAUUAAAUGUUCUUUACCUCGCUUCAUUGCUCCUGAAAUUUAAAAUGUUUAACAAUGUUUAACUCUUUUUACCAAUUUAAUCACCGUUCUAAAAUUAAAAUAAAUUUAAUGCGAUUUCUUUUUGGUUUCAUUUCAACAAACAAUCAAUAUUAAUAAAGAAAAAAAGAAAAAACAACAACGGAAAUACAUUUCAGUUAUUUAAAGGUAAUAUAAAAAGUACUAUACAGGCAGUAAAUUUAAUGCGAAAAUUAAUCUCACGAUUAAGUGCGAAUAAAGCUCUAUUUAAUAUAGCUAAAUGUAUAUUUCCAGACAAAAUUGAAUUGUUACAAAAGCAAAUUAUAUCAGUUAUGUUUACAUUGCUAUUAUAAACACAUACAUACAUUUGUCAAAUAUCAAUAUUAAUGAAUAUUUGUAAGCAUCACAUGUACAUGACAGUGUAAGCGAAUUGCCGAAUCGACAGGAAUAUUUAUAAAAUAAAUA
Molecule: messenger RNA, 2534 nt
Organism: Drosophila suzukii
Lineage: Eukaryota; Metazoa; Arthropoda; Insecta; Diptera; Drosophilidae
Source: RefSeq, a predicted model, not a curated record